AUGGCCGUUCUAACGUUGGAGAUCCUCCAGAAGUCGUACCGGUGGGAAUUGCCACAAGGAGCCGAGAGCAUCACGGCCUCGGCGCUGAAGGAUCAUAUCGGCGAGCGAGCAAAAGGAGAGGUUCUAUACCACAAGAAGCUAUCCUUUGCAUCCAAUGGCAAGGUGCUUGACGACAGCGAUGAGGUGCCGCUGGCACCAUCUGUCGUCCAGGUGAAGGGCCCCGGCUCAGUAGUCCAAAUGUUUGGGCUCUUCUGCGACAAAGGUGGCCGCCCCGUGCAGCGCCCCAAGGCCCCUGCGCCGACUCCGGCACCCAGGCCCUCUGCGCAGGAUCGGCCGCUGCCAGCUGCACGCGGCUGCCAGGACAUGCGGCACUUCGACUUCGGUGGCCGUGGCUCGCCCUUUGCGCAAAGCCUGCAAAGCGGUUUCCGCCAACAGGCCAACCCAAUGGCCUUCAAUGCGACUUCAGACCGACAAUGGCCGAGUUCUGGCGGCUGGACCGGACGAAAUCCACCUCCCUCGAGCCCGCGCCAAGGUGCAUCCGGAUACGGCAGCCACGAUGAGACAGUGAUGAAGAAUUGGCUGAAUUCUCUGGCCGAGCAUCAGCAGUUCUCCGAGGAGCAGGAUUUCUCCAAGGCGCUUCUCGCGUCACAGGCUACGUUUGAGGCUGACGAAGAGGCGCAACUGCGUUGGGCCCUGGAGGAAUCGGCGCGCAUGGCGGAAGAGAUCGACGCCGCGCGGAACGUGGAGCUUCAGAGUGCCGAGGAGAUCAAAAAGUACUACAUGGAGGACUUGAAAGGAGGACAGCACAAGUCCAAGAGCUUGACGCCACUCUUCAGCAGCUUCAAACCUUCUCGGGCUACACUCCUGGUCCUAGGCAAAGUCGUGCUUGUCGCAAUGCGUGUCCUUGUGCGGCGGCGGAACCUUGGACGGGAAGAACUUCCGCGUCGCAAGCGCCAGCGGCGGCUGACCGAAGAUGAGCUUCCGCCUGCCAAGCGGCGAACAGUCACGGCCGGCACUUGUGAGCGCGAUGCCAGCGCUGAUGAGGAGCUGGCUGCUGUCAGAGCAGCGCUUGACGACGUGAUGUCCCAUCUCCUGGGGCGACCACCGACGCCGGAGGACAGAGUGUUUAGAUUCGAUGCGGAUUCGCUGAAGGCCACAAUGGAGCUACCGAGCCUGUCGCCGCCUCGGCAGCUAGAAUGCUUAGCUGCAGUGGAGCCGGUGGACGGGCAGGAGCUCUCCUACGGUGAGCUCUCCCGCGCCGAGAGGGCCUCCUUCGAGAAGUCCGUGGAGCAGAAGAUUUCGCAUUUGAUGCUGAAGGUAGGGUCUCGGACCCCACUAAUUCUGGUCACAUCGGGACGCCAGCCGCCGACACGGUGGACUGAAGACCCAUCAACAUUGCACCGGCAAGCUUCACCACCGCCGGCAGUUCAGAAAGGCUCGUCCGUGGCCACAACCUCGCCCGAUCGGACUGUGGCACACGACCUGGCAAAGCACAAGCGGAAAUGUGCAACCGUGAAUGAGAAAAAGGACAACCGUGCUCACCGACGCCACUUAAUCUCGGAUCCUACCUCCUAG
Molecule: messenger RNA, 1575 nt
Organism: Symbiodinium necroappetens
Lineage: Eukaryota; Dinophyceae; Suessiales; Symbiodiniaceae
Source: the annotation of a GenBank genome assembly